Molecule: messenger RNA, 3944 nt
Organism: Ceratina calcarata
Lineage: Eukaryota; Metazoa; Arthropoda; Insecta; Hymenoptera; Apidae
Product: flocculation protein FLO11
Exons: 3
Coding region: 25-2880 (951 amino acids)
Source: RefSeq, a predicted model, not a curated record
GAAUGGAUUUCGAUCAAGUAAAUCAUGAAGAACCAGUAUCCAACGAUCUUCUUGUUCUGCGCAGUGCUGUGCAUCGCCAGAUUCACUGCCGGUGAAGAGAACACGAUAAUAACCGAUGAAAGAGUAGAAAAUACUGUGAUUCAGCAGAACGUGGACGGAGAGAAAAUCGCGGAUAUUUCGGCAUCGUUGAGAUGGCAAUCGAAGGGUUUAUCCGAGGUGCUUUCCGGUAUACAAUUCGGUAGUCCACCAUUGAGUUUAACGGCAGUCGAGUCGUUGGAGAAGCAUUCCUGUGAAGAAGAGGCUUCGACGUUCGGUCACGAGCAUGUCUGCGAGGUCGCGGCCCAUGAAAUCUUUUGCGAGAUGAGCAAGCUCAUGGUCUACGUCUCGAUGUCUACCCAGAACUUGGAGGUGAACGCAGGACCAUUGUCGAACGCCACGGACGAAGCGGCAUCGUACGUUCAGAUGGUUUUCAACGGAGCUUUGCCUGAGAUCAUAGAAGUCAGCGGAGCUACCUUUGAGGACUUCAUCAAUAAUCCAGAAAACGUGAUCAAUCUGGUCGAUGCAUUAAAGAGAUCGGUCCCUACUUCUGGCAUCAUCAGAAGCGCGACUAGAUUAGCAAUCGCUAUUAACAAGUUCGUCGAGCACGCUUAUAAUCUCCUCGUGUACAUGGGUGUUCCUAAUCUCGUUGACUUCUUCAGACAAGUUGCGCAGGGACUCGUGACUGUGCCAGGAGCGUUGUUGAACUUCCUUGUCGACAAUGUGUUGUAUCCUGUAGCGAACACGCUCAUCGAAACGAUUGCCUGGUGGCUAAUGAUACAAAAUAACUUUCCGGGUUACUUUCGACAGUUGUUCUAUAAGUAUCUGACGGUUGUAGAGGAAAUCAUUGAUAUUACACGUGCUUCUUACAAUGGAUAUUCGGCUUCCGGAUUUUCUCAAAUAAUGGUCGACACAGUUUUAUCAAAAAACUCAUCGCUGGGGAUGAUGUCGAUGAUACAAAAUUAUUCAACGGCCAACCAAUUAACAAUGUCCACUGACACGGGAUCUCCGUCACUGCAAAGUGGUCUAUCAGAACUGAUUACGGACGUCACAAAAAGUGCCACGGAAGAUGCUCAACCUUGGCUGAUUCCUGCAAUUACUAAGUAUAGCUUAUCGUUACUUCGACCAGCAGCCUCAAAUUCUAGGGUAAUUGACGUUUCGAUUUCGGAUGUGAACAUAGGUGAUGACAACGUGGCCUCUGUAGAAUCAUCGCCAGUUUCAUCCUCCGGAAUAGCUGGAACUCUGGAAAACGAUUUGACAAGCUAUUCUUCGCCGUUGAUCUCUUCCCCGUCUAUAUCUUCAGGAAAUAAUGUUGUUCAGUAUUCCGCGAUAAAUGUACAAUCAAAAGACAAUACACUGUCGAUCUCCGAUCAAGCUUCUCUCGUACCACGACCCUCAGAUUUUUCUAAUAUACGGUCUGAAUCUUCUGUUUCAUCUGCACAGAUUUCGGAGUCUUCGUCGAAUCUUUCGGUGAACGAUGGAACGAUCGCUGGAUCUGAUCAAAUUUCUGGUGUAAAUCCCAUUGCUCCUUCAAAGAUCUCGGCGUCUUCGUCUAGUCUUUCAAUGACCGACGAAACGGUUGUCGCAUCUGGUCAGUCGAUUCCUCUUCCUUCAAAAAUCUCGGAAUCUUCGUCCAGUCUUCAAAUAACGGAUAAAACAGUCGUGGCAUCCGGUCAGCCAAGUCCGAUAAAUUAUCCUACUCCUCCUAAAAUCUCGGAAUCUGCAUCAAGUCUUUCAAUCACUGAUCAAACUCUUGUCACGUCCAAUCAGCCUAAUCCUUUAAUUUAUCCCAUUCCUUCUAAAAUCUCGGAAUCCUCGUCCAGUCUUUCUAUGACUGAUGAAACGAUCGUCGCGUCCGAUCAACCCGCUCCUGUAAUAUACCCUGCUCCUUCGAAGGUUUCGGCGUCUUCGUCCAGUCUUUCUAUGACCGAUGAAACUGUUGUCGCGUCUGGUCAGCCCAAUCCUCUUCCUUCAAAAAUCUCGGAAUCUUCGUCCAGCCUUUCUAUGACCGAUGAAACGGUCGUCGCAUCCGUUCAACCGAGUCCUAUAAAUUACCCUGUUCCUUCGAAGGUUUCAGCGUCUUCAUCCAGUCUUUCUAUGACCGAUGAAACUGUUGUCGCGUCUGGUCAGCCCAAUCCUCUUCCUUCGAAAAUCUCUGAAUCUUCGUCCAGCCUUUCUAUGACCGAUGAAACUGUUGUCGCGUCUGGUCAGCCCAAUCCUCUUCCUUCGAAAAUCUCUGAAUCUUCGUCCAGCCUUUCGAUGACCGAUGAAACAGUCGUCGCUUCCGAUCAAAGCUCUAUCGUAAAUUCCAACUCUUUGGAUUCCUCGAUCCCUUUAACUUCGGGUACAAACAUCGUCUCUGAAAAUCUGGAAUCUUCCGCUACUAUUGCCAAAACUGACAAUUCUUUCUCGAGAAUAAUCAAUUCAUACUUGCCACGUGGAAAUCCCAGAGGAGUAUUUAAUCUCGGCUCUUUGUCUUCGCUUUCUUCUUCCAGGAUUAAUACCCCUACUUGCGGGACAUCAACUUUCUUAUCUUCGUUAUCGAAUCUUAAUAAUUUCUUGAACAACAUUGUAUCGUCGCCUCUGUAUAUUCCGUUAAAAGAAAUAGCAUCGGCUUUGAAUAAUGUAAUUCUGUCCCCCGGCGACGUGAUCGUUAUUUUCCUCAGGAAUAAUUUGGGACUGAUCGGACGUAUAGACGGUGGCAUACAAAUUUCCUUCAGGGUAUACAGGCUGAGAUCGACGGUCUCGACGAAUAGUCAGGAAGGUGUAAAUAUUUGGCACAUGCAAUCAAGAGAAUUUCCAUCUUGCGAACGCAGAAUCCGCUCGUUAUUUCAGAAUUAUUAGUAUCUUAAAAAUGUAACCGUUUACUACAUAUAUUCAUAUAUUUAUUACGACUAAGCUCUCUAGUUGUAUCAUACGUUGGAAUAAAGAUUAUUUAUUUAUAUGAAACGAAUUUCUUAAUUUGAGACUAAAGUUCGAGGUUAAAACAAAUCCUUUUACGAAGGAUCAUCGGGUAUUACGUAAAGCAAUCUUCAUUAUAAAUAAAAAUGAUGUGAUGCGGCAGCGUAAAGUUUAACAAGUACAAUGGCAAGUAGUAACAAGUAGAAUGCGAUGAUUGCACAAUUUCCGGGAUACAAAGGCUCGCGGGAAAAAAUGCAAAUCAUCUAGCUGUACGGAAUAAUUAGUUCCAUCAAAAGUAGGCAUUCGAGGGGGGAGGAAUUCGGUUUAAUUCAAGUAUAAGACGAAGACGAGUCAGUGUAGGAGCGCGCGUUUAUCCGACGACAAAGAAAUUGAGAACUUCAAAGUAUAUACAGGGCUAAGUGGUUAUUAGCUUGAUCUUUGAUCUUAAUUCGUUUUAUCGUGGUGGCAUACUUUGUCCGAAGCUUCCGAAGCAGUUUGCUUUGGUCUCUCCAACAGGAAUCGUCACAGAGCUAAACAACGAUUCGAGCUACUAUGUCCCGAAUUCUUUUGUUCGCCUUUCUGUUCGCCUGCUUGGUGUACAUACUGCAGGCCAGCCCUGUGCCAGACGAUGCACCGUCAACGUCUCCUCCAUCAGUCGAUCUGGAUGAUAUAAUGAGCAAAGCGAAGAAAGCGCUCGACAGUGCUUCAGAUGCGAUUUCGAAAGGGAAUCUGGACAUGGCCUUAGACAAGGCGAAGGAGUUGUUCGAAAACGCUGGCGAAAAUAUCAAGAAAGAAGUAGAGAAGAUCGUAGACAAGUUGCGUGAUUAAUUAUUAUCUGUGUACGUCUACGAUUUUUUACAAUUGUAAUUUGAUCAAUGUUCAGCAGUGUCUCGUUAUCGCAUUUCUUCUAUCAAUGUUAUAAUUACGAAUUGUACUAAAUCUGUUAUUAACAGUUGUAAGUUUCUCGGAACCAACGUGGUUCAAAAUAAAACUGAAAACAAUAUAUA